GGAUAGGCGGGCGGUGGCGGCGGUGACUACUGCCUCUGCUGAGAAUACUGAUGCUGGUCUGGGGCUCGGGCUGACAAAGACAACCCACAGUCCGGCCUCCUCCACUCACCUUAGGCCAGGGUCUCCCACCACAGGGCCGGACUAGUGCCCCAGGCCUUUAUUUUGGGACCUUAAAGGUCUUGUAAGAGUAAUUAUUGUUAUUCCCACCACCACCCCCCCGUCCUCAAAUAUGAGGAAGCGAAAUCUCAGAGAACCUUACUAUAUUACCUGGGUGAUACAAUUGAUGAGUACCAGAUCCAAGUAUUCUCCUUUAUGGUAAAGUACAUCCCCAAACCUCUUGCCUUUUUUUUUUUUUUAAAGUACACUGUAAUUGGCCCUGGCUGCUGUUGCUCAGUGGAUGGCCCACAGGCCUCUGAAGCAAAGGGUCCCUGGUUCGAUCCCAGUCAGGGCACAUGCCUGGGUUGCAGGCCAGGUCCCCAGUAGGGAACACAUGAGAGGCAACCACACACUGAUGUUUCUUUCCCACUCUUUCUCCCUCCCUUCCCCUCUCUCUAAAAAAUAAAGAAAAUAUAUUUUUUUAAAAAGUACACUGUAAUUGGCUCUUGCUGAGGGCAGGGUUAGUGUGGAAGUAAAUCAGGAGGUAUUGUAAGUCGGUUUGUGAAUUUCUGUACGAUUGGAUUUUUGGAAAAAUUACUUACUUGAGUUCCCUGGAGCUCAGUUUGAUUUUUUUUCUCCCCAUCUUUAAAUCAGGAGACUGGUACUUUAACUGCUUGUUCUGUAGCUCCCGUUCAGAACUGUGAUGAAACACCAUGCCCCAAGGCUGCUGCUUUCCUCCAUCUGUUGCUCCUUCCAAUCCCUGCAGGCUAUUGAAUCUCUACACCAGGGGUGUCCAACUCAUGGCCUCGGAUGGCUAUGAAUGUGGCCCAACACAGAAUCGUAAAUAUGGGCCAAUCAGAGUCCUUACCCAGAAUUUUUUGAACUGAAACUAAGAAAGAAAAUCCCUCUUCAGUGUGGAAGCCAUAAAAUGUAAAACACAGGAGCUGUCAGCAGCCACGCAUCCUGCCAUGUGGAACUGAUCUGCAAUGAAAAAGAAUGAAGCUGACAUGCAGAAAGCAGCAGAGGUUUCAGAACCAUGUGUGCUCAGUACUGCAUCUCCUUUGCUGAUGUUGAAAAAGCUCAUAUCAACAUUCGAGAUUUUAUCCACCUUACACCAGUGCUAACUAGCUCCAUUUUGAAUCAAGUAACAGGGCGCAAUCUUUUCUUCAAAUGUGAACUCUUCCAGAAAACUGGAUCUUUUAAGAUUCGUGGUGCCCUCAAUGCAAUCAGAGGUUUGAUUCCUGCCACUUCAGAAAAGCCCAAAGCUGUUGUUACUCACAGCAGUGGAAAUCAUGGUCAGGCUCUUGCCUAUGCUGCCAAAUUGGAAGGAAUUCCUGCUUAUAUUGUGGUGCCUCAGACAGCUCCCAACUGUAAAAAACUGGGAAUACAAGCCUAUGGAGCCUCCAUAGUGUUCAGUGAACAGAGUGAUGAGGCCAGAGAAAAAGUUACAAAACAAAUUAUGGAAGAAACAGAAGGCAUCAUGGUACAUCCCAACCAGGAGCCUGCAGUGAUAGCUGGGCAGGGGACGAUUGCUAUGGAAGUGCUGAACCAGGUUCCCUUGGUAGAUGCACUGGUGGUACCUGUAGGAGGAGGAGGAAUGGUUGCUGGAAUUGCAAUUACAGUUAAGGCUCUGAGACCUAGUGUGAAGGUAUAUGCUGCUGAACCCUUGAAUGCAGAUGACUGCUACCAAUCCAAACUGAAAGGGGAACUGACCCCCAACCCCUAUCCUCCAGAAACCAUAGCAGAUGGUGUCAAAUCCAGCAUUGGCUUAAAUACCUGGCCUAUUAUAAGGGACCUCGUGGACGAAGUCUUCACUGUCAGAGAGGAUGAAAUCAAGUAUGCAACCCAACUGGUGUGGGAGAGGAUGAAAUUGCUUAUUGAACCUACAGCUGGUGUUGGAGUGGCUGCUGUUCUGUCUCAGCAUUUUCAAACGAUUUCCCCAGAAGUAAGGAACAUUUGUGUUGUGCUCAGUGGUGGAAAUGUAGACUUAACCUCCGUAACCUGGAUGAAGCAGGCUGAAAGGCCAACUCCUUAUCAAUCUGUUUUUGUUUAGUUUAUUCAUAAGGAAGAAAUGGGGUUCAGUGUCUCCAGACACUUGUUAAUUUUGUUUCCUAGUCACAAUUAACUUCCCAUCUUAGAGAGCUUUCAAAAUCCUAAUGGAGAGUGUGUAUUUCAGUAAGAUUUAAUAGUUUUUUUGGAUGAAGUAGCAAUCAAAAAACAUCCAUACUUAUCUGAGACACCUUAUCAAGGCAAAGAAAAACCUUUUGCAAAAAGGGACAGCAGACUUCUAGGCUAAAGUAGACACAAACUUUGCCCAAUUACAACCUGUAGGUUCCCUCCCUAGGUUGCUAACUAGUAACAAUGAGACAGAAUCCCACCGAAUCCAUUACUCCAUGUCCACUUCUGGCACUUUUGAAGAAAUCUCACUUUUCACCCAAGGUACUGGUUCUGGUACAUAUGGAUCAUAAGUCCAUUUGGGAAAAACUCGUUUAUAGAGGUUCAUCAGUACUGUGUCCUGAGAUUUUAGCUUCCCAUCAAAACUGCACUUCAUAUGGCCAUGAGUACCUAGAAAGAAAACACAGCAAACCAGUCAAAUUAAAAUAAAAAAUUUUACUGAUGGUCUUCUA
Messenger RNA from Artibeus jamaicensis (Jamaican fruit-eating bat), 2723 nucleotides. It is a transcript of the gene SRR, whose product is annotated as serine racemase. Gene Ontology annotation, cellular component: cytoplasm. The transcript is spliced from 9 exons. The record is from RefSeq and is a predicted model, not a curated record. Gene Ontology annotation, biological process: D-serine biosynthetic process; L-serine metabolic process; pyruvate biosynthetic process. Gene Ontology annotation, molecular function: ATP binding; pyridoxal phosphate binding; threonine racemase activity. Lineage: Eukaryota; Metazoa; Chordata; Mammalia; Chiroptera; Phyllostomidae. Bases 1133 to 2149 code for a protein of 338 amino acids.